GCGGCGAGCAUGGCGGGCGCGGGCGCGAAGCGGCGCGCGGUGGCGGGCCCGGCGGUCGAGGAGGAGGAGCGGCAGGCGCGGGAGAGGAUGCUGGCGGCGCGGCGCGCGGACGGCGGCGACCCGGCGGAGGAGGGCGUGACCCUACAGCGCAACAUCACGCUGCUCAACGGCGUGGCCAUAAUCGUGGGCACAAUCAUCGGUUCGGGCAUCUUCGUGACGCCCACGGGCGUGCUCAAGGAGGCGGGCUCGCCGGGGCUGGCGCUGGUGGUGUGGGCCGUGUGCGGCAUCUUCUCCAUCGUGGGCGCGCUCUGCUACGCCGAGCUGGGCACCACCAUCUCCAAGUCUGGCGGCGACUACGCCUACAUGCUGGAGGUGUACGGCUCCCUGCCCGCCUUCCUGAAGCUCUGGAUCGAGCUGCUCAUCAUCCGGCCGUCCUCGCAGUACAUCGUGGCGCUCGUCUUCGCCACCUACUUGCUCAAGCCGCUCUUCCCCACCUGCCCCGUGCCGGAGGAGGCCGCCAAGCUCGUGGCCUGCCUCUGCGUGCUGCUGCUCACGGCCGUGAACUGCUACAGCGUGAAAGCUGCCACCCGCGUGCAGGACGCCUUCGCGGCAGCCAAGCUCCUGGCCCUGGCCCUGAUCAUCCUGCUCGGCUUCAUCCAGAUCGGGAAGGGUGGCGUGUCUAAUCUGAACCCAGAGUUCUCCUUCCAAGGCACCAACCUGGACGUGGGCAACAUCGUGCUGGCCUUGUACAGUGGCCUCUUUGCCUACGGAGGAUGGAAUUACCUGAACUUUGUCACAGAGGAGAUGAUCAACCCCUACAGGAACCUGCCCCUGGCCAUCAUCAUCUCCCUCCCCAUCGUCACCCUGGUGUACGUGCUGACGAACCUGGCCUACUUCACCACGCUGACCACUGAGCAGAUGCUGACAUCCGAGGCUGUGGCCGUGGACUUUGGGAACUACCACCUGGGAGUCAUGUCCUGGAUCAUCCCCGUCUUUGUGGGCCUGUCCUGCUUCGGCUCUGUCAACGGGUCCCUGUUCACGUCCUCCAGGCUGUUCUUUGUGGGGUCCAGGGAAGGCCACCUGCCCUCGAUCCUGUCCAUGAUCCACCCACAGCUCCUGACACCCAUGCCGUCCCUUGUGUUCACGUGCGUCAUGACCCUGCUGUACGCCUUCUCCAAAGACAUCUUCUCCGUCAUCAACUUCUUCAGCUUCUUCAACUGGCUCUGUGUGGCCCUGGCCAUCAUCGGUAUGGUCUGGCUCCGCUUCAAGAAGCCUCAGCUGGAGCGGCCCAUCAAGGUGAACCUGGCCAUGCCAGUCUUCUUCAUCCUGGCUUGCCUGUUCCUCAUCGCCGUGUCCUUCUGGAAGACACCUGUGGAAUGUGGCAUUGGCUUCGCCAUCAUCCUCAGUGGGCUGCCUGUCUACUUCCUCGGGGUCUGGUGGCAGAACAAGCCCAAGUGGCUCCUCCAGGGCAUCUUCUCCGUGACCGUCCUUUGCCAGAAGCUCAUGCAGGUGGUCCCGCAGGAGACCUAGCUGGUGGCAGACGCUGCGGCAGGGAGCACGCGAAGGCCACCCGCAGACAACGCGCCCUCAGGAAAGCAGCUCCCGGUCUUCCUCGUCCCCUCACCGUCCCUGCCCGGGGCGGCACCCACAGCAGCUGUGAACACUCUGGUACGAAUGGUGUCCUGGAAGCUGGAUGUCCCUGGUGGCUCCCGGGCACGGUGCCAGCAGUGAGCUGAGGCAGGCCUGGUGGCUCCCCCGUGGGGCCCACCGCCUUCUCCCUUCCCUGUUCAUCUGCAUUCAACUUAAAUUUGGGGUCAGGUCAGUGCCACCAACUGACUGCUGUUUAGAGAGGUCAGGAGGAGGUGGGAGACAUCUCGACAGUGCUAGCUACCUUGUGCCUCCAAGGGACCCGACGCUGGGGCUGCACAGGAGCACUGAGGACCUGCACUGGCGUGGCAGUGCCUGUCUGGCGGGCGCACCUCCGGCUGCUCCGGCCCUCCUCCCUCCAGCGCGGGUGUAGGGCUGAGAGAGAAGAGCCCUGGCUGUGUCUUCGCCUUAAAGUCUCGAUGGCUCCUGCCCUGCGAACCCUAGAGAACGAACGUUCAGCAGCAAGAGCCAGCCCUGCCUGUCCCUGGGGUUGACCAUGGGGCUGUGUGCAUCUAGGGACAGCCAGGAAGGCAGGCAGGGCACGGCUGGGGAGCCCAGCCUCUGCCUCCCACGCCUCCCACUGACCACACAGCAGCCCUUGAGCAGCCUUGGGCUGGCUUCCCCCGUGGCCAGGGUGUCGCCUUCCCCUCACGUGCCCCAUCCCACUCUCAGAAGCCUUCCUGGGCUCUCCUCUCUCUGCCUCCGGUGGGCUUUGUCUUUGUUGUGCCCCGGGGCACUUGAGGCCUGGCCAGCACAUCUGGCCACACUGUUGUUGCUGAGCUGUCAGGAAGUCCCUGCAAGUCACCCGCAGAGAGCGGUUCCUCUCUUCAGGUCAGACUGAAGGUUCUCUGAGGCCUGUGAAGAGCUCAGCAGGCUCCUGUCUUGCACUGGGGGCUCAACCUCAGCUUCAGACCACUGACCCCCCAGGAGGAGGGCAGUGCCAGCCACUUGGCAGGGUGCAGCGUGUUUCUGGGGUACGGUGUGGCUAGGUCGUGGGACCCCCACCUGCGAGGCAGGUCAGAGGGGUCCGUCUGGUUCUGGGGCCUGUGUCCAUGGUGCUGACUCUGACUUGCCGCCUAGUGUCCAGGAGCAUAGUAGGACCAUGGCCCAUCUGGGAAGUCUCUGCUGUCCAGCCAGGCAUGGCCGACAGUCCCCAGGGCCUAGGAUAGCAGACCCUGGCCUGACAGCCUCUGUUUGUCCCCUGUCUUUCCACCCCUCCUAACACUUACUAACGUGGAGGUACGGUUGGCACCGUGUUUAUUUAUUUCAGGUGGCCGGCUGGAGCCGUGGUGUAUUGUCACCGCGUCUGUAUCGGCCACCUUGGCCAUCCACUGUGGCGUCCACAGAGCUAGUGACUCGUGGCUGGUACAUCUUCUGUUCUGUGUUAAUGCUAACCUGUUACACUGGGCUGGUGGGGUGGGGAGUUCUAUUUGUGGGGUCUUUUUGUUUUUAAAGAAAUGCGACAGAUUCUAAAAUUC
This is a messenger RNA of Marmota flaviventris (yellow-bellied marmot), 3125 nucleotides long. RefSeq names its product solute carrier family 7 member 5 (gene Slc7a5). Gene Ontology annotation, cellular component: membrane. Gene Ontology annotation, molecular function: L-amino acid transmembrane transporter activity; neutral L-amino acid transmembrane transporter activity. Gene Ontology annotation, biological process: amino acid transmembrane transport; neutral amino acid transport. NCBI's taxonomy places the organism in Eukaryota, Metazoa, Chordata, Mammalia, Rodentia, Sciuridae. The record is from RefSeq and is a predicted model, not a curated record.